AGAGGCUGAAAAUUGGGAAGGGAACAUCAGGUCGUGGGUACCGCUCCUGGGCGAAUGCGCCGAGGCGCGACCGAGUGACGGUAUGUCAAGAGCAGGUUGAUGACCCGGGAGCGAGGCUCUUGGAGGAGUCCAGCUGGUGCUGCACGAUGAUCCAUGCACAACCUUCUGAGGUCAGGACUGAUUUUUACUUCUCCCGGCUCUACAGAGGUGGAAACUGAGGCUCCAAGAGGUUGUCAUUUGCCCAGAGCCACCAGCUAAGCGGGACUUGAAUCAGGGAAGGGGUGCAGCAGGCACCAGUGUGGAGGGCGGUCCCACCCACCUCCUCCACUUCUCCCUUUGCAUAGCGGGGGAAACAGGCCUGGAACAGUCAUAGGCUCUCUGGCCCUCAACUGGGGCGAGAGUCCCCCGCCCCAAAUCGGGCUGGACAUGCCUCGAGUCACGUCAACGAGGGGCGGCUGGUGAGCGAUUAAGCCGAGAGGCUGAAGGCUCUGCUAGGUGACCUCAGGCCUGGGCCCUGCCUCUGGACCUCUUUUUUCCCUCUUUACCCCCGGGGUCCGCGAGAGACCAGCUCUGGCAGCCUAAGGGCUUCAGUUUCUCCCCGGGAUCCGCGAGGGAAGGGGGCAGCCGGCGGUGUGCAGGGGCGUUUGUUAUUUUGCUCCACGCCUGGGCAGAGCCACGCCCCUUGUCGCGCUAUUGGUGGAAUCCCUUCCUGGGGCGGGGGAGAGACGGUGACCCCACCCCCCCGCCCUGCCGUAUAAAAGCGGCGCCGACGCACGGCGCGGGGAUUUUCUGCUCCGGUUGGUGAGCGCGCCUGCGCGUUGACGGCGAUUUUGCGUUCUGAGGCUGCAGCGUCGGCAUCUUGAGCUGCCGGUUCGCGAGUUCGAGGCCAGGUUCCGCGUGUCGUGGGUUCGCACCCCGGACGCGAUGCUAUUCGACAAGGUGAAAGCGUUCUCGGUGCAGUUGGACGGUGCGACCGCGGGCGUCGAGCCCGUGUUUAGCGGCGGCCAGGCCGUGGCGGGCCGGGUGCUGCUGGAGCUGGCAAGCGCCGCGCGCGUGGGUGCUCUGAGGCUGCGCGCGCGGGGCCGCGCCCACGUGCACUGGACCGAGUCGCGCAGCGCGGGCUCGAGCACGGCUUACACGCAGAGCUACAGUGAACGCGUGGAGGUCGUGAGCCACCGCGCCACGCUCCUGGCGCCAGAUACCGGGGAGACCACGACGCUGCCUCCUGGGCGCCAUGAGUUCCUGUUCAGCUUCCAGCUGCCCCCGACCCUGGUGACAUCCUUCGAGGGCAAACACGGUAGUGUCCGCUACUGUAUCAAGGCCACCCUGCACCGGCCCUGGGUCCCAGCACGCCGGGCAAGGAAGGUGUUCACUGUCAUCGAGCCUGUGGACAUCAACACGCCAGCCCUGCUGAUAGUUCCUGGAUUGUUAAAAAGAAACCAAGCCCUGCCCAAAGUCCUCCCUCAGCUGGGGGUGGUUUGGAAGCUCCACAGCGACUGUGGUUUGCACAAAGUGACUCAUCCAUGUCACUUUCCUCUACACCGACAGGCACCUCAAGCGGGGGCUCGGGAAAAGGUUGCCCGAUCCUGGUACUGUAACCGUGGCCUAGUCUCCCUUUCGGCUAAGAUCGACCGCAAGGGCUACACCCCAGGAGAGGUCAUCCCUGUCUUUGCCGAGAUCGACAACGGCUCCACACGUCCUGUGCUGCCUCGGGCAGCCGUGGUGCAGACACAGACGUUCAUGGCCCGAGGCGCCCGAAAGCAGAAACGGGCAGUGGUGGCCAGCCUCGCGGGCGAGCCGGUGGGCCCCGGGCAGCGGGCGCUGUGGCAGGGCCGGGCACUGCGGAUCCCCCCAGUGGGUCCUUCCAUCCUGCACUGCCGCGUUCUACACGUGGACUACGCACUCAAGGUCUGUGUGGAUAUCCCAGGAACGUCCAAGCUGCUGCUGGAGCUGCCACUGGUGAUCGGUACCAUUCCCUUGCACCCUUUUGGCAGCCGUUCCUCCAGCGUGGGCAGCCACGCCAGCUUCCUGCUGGACUGGAGGCUGGGGGCCUUGCCGGAGCGGCCUGAGGCUCCUCCUGAGUACUCAGAGGUGGUAGCCGACACCGAGGAGGCAGCCUUGGGGCAGAGCCCCUUCCCGCUUCCGCAGGACCCCGACAUGAGCCUUGAAGGCCCGUUCUUCACCUACAUCCAAGAGUUCCGCUACCGCCCGCCACCCCUGUACUCUGAGGAGGAUCCAAACCCACCCUUGGGGGACAUGAGGCCGCGCUGCAUGACUUGCUGAACGGCACAGGGACCCCUCGAGGAACGAGGCUGCACACCAGCUUUCAGCCACCAUGACUGUGGGGAGCGGCUGGACCAAGGGCUGACCUCCCCGACUGCAUCAAAGUUGGGGAACCAAGUCUCAGAGUGAGGCGGGGGCCUUUCGGAUAUCACAUGGGACAGAGGAAGAGCCUGGCUGGAAUCUGACUUAUCUGGACCGCUGUUCUUGUGAGGCAUUGAAUGCCCAGUGCGGUAUCCGAGAGACUGUUUAAUAACCUGUCUUCCCAGCCUGUUGGUGGUGCUGGAAUCCCCUAGGAGCCUUCAGUCUGGGAGAAACAGAGCCAGACAUAGACAGUUCCAGCAUCACAGAACCAGAAGAAGAGACCUGCAACUGUGAGAGUCCAGACAGGAAGCAGAGAAGGCGUCCUUGCGGAAAGGGCAUUUUAGCUGAGGCUUUGGAGUACGAAUAGGAGCUCAGCAGGCAGACGAAUGAGGAAGAAAGGUCAGAGAAGGUCAGAGCUGAGUGACGUUUGGAAUCCACCCCGUUUAUUGUAGGAUUGGGGGUUCAGAGGGCAGGUGCCUCAGAGUUGAGGCCACACAGUGAGGUCUGGUGGGUGAAAGGACCCAGGAAUGAGGCGUUCAGGAAAGCAGGUUGUCAGAGCUAUGUGGAGUCUGUGGGUGGCAGGGGCAGCCGCUCCAGCCUUUGAAGACUUUGAAAGCCAGAGAUUCCUGGCGCAGGCUUGGACUUCCUGGGAGCUCCUCCAAGUACCCAGGGGCAUCAGAGCUGCCUGGGUGUUACAUGGCCCAGGGAACCCAGGUUCAGGGUAGGACAGGCAAGACCAGAUACCUAAUGUGCAAAGUGAAAACACUGGGCUCCCUAGUAAAUGAUGAAGAAUUCAAGACAGUGACAGCAUUACGUCACCCUUGGGGACAGAGGUCAGCCUAAGGUGACACACGGGGACUACUGUGCUUCUGGAGGCUCCCUGUGUCCUGGGAGGAGAAGAGCAUUAGAGGGGGCAGCUGGACAAGCUCCCAACUGCAGAGUCCCAGCCCUGGCUGGGGCAGGGCCCUGGCCUGGGACUCAGCAUUUCUGAUAUGCCUUAAGAAUUCAUUCUGUUUUGUACAAUUAUUUUUUAAAAGUAAACGUGUGGAGAAAGAA
This is a messenger RNA of Gorilla gorilla gorilla (western lowland gorilla), 3420 nucleotides long. RefSeq names its product arrestin domain containing 2 (gene ARRDC2). NCBI's taxonomy places the organism in Eukaryota, Metazoa, Chordata, Mammalia, Primates, Hominidae. The coding region runs from base 925 to 2283 and encodes 452 amino acids. Gene Ontology annotation, cellular component: cytoplasm; plasma membrane. Gene Ontology annotation, biological process: protein transport. The record is from RefSeq and is a predicted model, not a curated record. The transcript has 8 exons.